Messenger RNA from Schistosoma mattheei, 2928 nucleotides. NCBI's taxonomy places the organism in Eukaryota, Metazoa, Platyhelminthes, Trematoda, Strigeidida, Schistosomatidae. The record is from the annotation of a GenBank genome assembly.
AUGAUGGAUGAGAUGAACAGUUGUGUAUUCACAAGAUCAGUGGAUCGCAGCGAAGACGACUCACCCCCUGUGUGUUUGGUAGAACUUAUAAAUUCCAAAACCAAAGUUACUGAAACUCAUGAAUCUGCCGAACUCUCUGGUGGUAAAUCAAAUAUGACCUUGCAAGAAAACUCGGGUAGUAGCUGUAAAGUCGAGGGAAUUUGCCCAAUUAAAUCUGGCUCCUCGUCAAUUUCGUUUCACGACUUAAAGUCUGAAUCUCCUUUACCAGCCGUGACAUCUUCAGAUGACAAAAGUGACAGUUUAUCAAAUACUCUUUCAUCGGAAAAUCAUCUACCUAGGUCAAUUGAUCUUGAAAACACUCACAUAUCAACUAGAAAAGAAUCGAGCUCACUUACUUCUGACCACCACGCUAGUAGGGAUGGUAAUGAAUCUCUAACUGGGGAAUAUUAUUUACAAUCUAAAGCGAAAAUGUCUACAUGUGAUCUCGAGACGGAAGAUGAAGAUGACGUGGACCUCGAAGAUCGACCAUUAACCGUCGAUACUCAAGAAUCUGAUGAAGUAUUACUCAAUGAGUCUUCAAAAAAGACAAUUCUCAGUACAAACAACCCCGUAUGCACUAUAUCUCAUUCAGUGACUGAAGAGAAAGAGGAUCCUACCUCCAGUGUUACAACUGCAAGUAAAACGUCAUUUGUCGUAAUCCACAACACGCCAUCCGCCGUUGUAUGUUUGUCUUCACCACCUUCGUCUUGCCAAUCUACACUUUCAGUUCAAAACUGCCAAUCUACUAGUGUUCCCAACAAAAAUUGCUCUUCAGAGGUACAUCAUACUAGUGCUCCUGUUGCUUUAGCAACUCCUUUCAAUGAAAUUUUAAGACCUAUUAAACCUGCUACACAAGAUACCCAGACAAAUACGGUUAUAAGCAAUCAGGCCACUCCUCAGACUGUUACAUCAAUAUUUCCUAGCAAGCAUGAAAUUGUUUCUACAACAUCAUCUGUAUCUUACAAUCCGAAAUCUAGUCAAAGUAGCACAAAUGAAAGACUUAGCUUUCCUGCGGUUAGUAUCACCAAACCUGCGUCUAUUGGCACAACUUCAGUCACAAUUUCUAUUGCUCCUACUAUUAACUCUUCUGUGAUUACUACUCACAGCAUGCCAAGUAUAUUCAAUGUUAGAACACGUCCAACGGUCGCUCAGUCAGUACUUCCAGUGUUGUCUGUUGGUCCACAACCAGCUCCAUCUCUCACCACACAAACUUCUCUUUCAUCAUUACAAUCUCAAUCUACCGUACACUUUAUGCCUUUUGUCGGUAAUAUGCCUGUCACAAUGCCAGUUUCUGCAACAUCUACCGGUUUAAGAAAUGUUAUAAAUCACAACCAGGCUAUACCAAUUGCUGGUACACCAACUGCACCAUGCCCUCCGCUUCAAAUUUUCAACAUGACACCCAUGCCACAAUUUAUGGGUACUCCUAGUUAUGUGCUACAUCCUACUGGGCCAGUUGCCGGUGCAAACAGCUUCCAGUUUCCUCAAGGAUCAACACACUUGCUACCUGGAUUAUCAGGAAGUGCGGGAGUCGGUGGGGCAACAUUCAAUUUUUUACAACCACAAAAUUAUCCGUCAACCAUUUUCCCUCAGCCUCCCACUAUACCUGAUCUACUGAUUGACCCACAAAAUCCUAUGGGUUUAGGACAUUCUGUUUUAACCCCACCUACAUCGAUCGCUCUCAUAAGUGCUAUAAAUAACCCUAGUUCAUCAUCCUUCACAUCAAUUUAUCCAACUCUUUUACAUCCACCCAACCAAAAUUUUUUCCCAACAUCAUCUACACAUUCUGGUCCAGUGUCCUAUCCAUAUUCAACUGCCUUAGCGGCUGGUACAAAUUUGGUGAAUGCAACUGCACCACAAAUGGCUACUUCCUUAGUUCCCGCUGCAGUUACAAACUUUCCAAAUAUCCAUAACUCAAACGAAACAAAUUUCAUGUUUCAAUCUGGACCGCCACACGGUACUUCUUUCAUUUCAAGUAAUUUCGCUCCAAAUCCGGGACAAUUGUUUCCGCCUUGUCAAUUCCCUACAUUUCCAAAUCUAUUUCAAACCAAUGAUAAUUGUUUAACUAAUACAUUUAUCUCAUCUAGUCUACCAACUGAUUUAACUUCUACUUGUGACACAAAAUCAUCUUUAAAUAUUAAUGGAAAUAGUCUUGGCGGUAAUAGUGGUACGUGUUUAUCAACUUAUUGGCCGUAUGUUAGUUCAAAUGAUCUAAUAAAUCCAACAUCUAUUGUUCAAGCCACCAAUUCAACUCAUCAAACAGAUUAUUUACAAUCUGUUAGUAAUAAUAGUUUAAAUGAUCGAAGUAAAAUGAACGAUGUCAAUACAGACAAUAGUGGUAUUUUAAACAAUCCUGAAAAUAUUAAUGGUGGGACUGCUACUACUACUACUACUACUACUACUACUACUACCACUAUUACCAUAAAUCCAUUAACUCAUGUACCAAUUAAUUCGUCAAUUAACAGUACGUUUACUACAAUAAACACUACUACCACUACUAGUAUCACCUCUACGUUAGAUAAUAAUAGUAAUAAUAACAGUAGUAAUAAUGGUAAUCAUAACAAAAAUAAUAUAGUCCCACUUAAUUCCUCGACAACUGUCCUACCAGCUAUACGUCGUCGCCGUCGAUUAUUCGCACAAAAUGGUAUUAAACCAAUUACAAAUGUGAUUCAAAGUCCUUUUCUAAACCAUACUAAUUCCAUGAAUGAUGAGAGUAAUAAUUCUACUGUGGUGAAUUCUACUGGUGAUGAUACAAAUAUUCCAACGGUAUCUGAUUCACAACUUUGUGCAGAUGUUAAUAAGAGUAAUGAUAAUGAUGAUAAUAAUAAUAAUAAUAUAGCAGUGUUGAUAAUGAUGUUGAUGAUAUCAUUAAUAUUAAUAGUGAUUCUCUAA